CCGCAAGUCGUCAUCCCGUCAUCGAUCGACUGGAUCUCAAUCACAACUGACAGGACGCCAUGGCUGCUGAAGCAAGGAAGUCGCCCCAAACGCAAGAAACACUAGCCCCGCCAGUCCUCACUUUGCUCCUGUCACUCAAGGCGGAGCUUCUCAGACUUCACUUCCUCCCCCUAAAGCAAAAGUACGAUGACAGUCUGCGCAACAUCCCAAGAACAGAGCCAAACCCUGCCGCCUACAUUGGUAGGCAAGCCGACUUGUACAACAACAGCCGCAACGCCUGCAAGGAGCGCAUAGCCCGCCAACUCCACGAGCAGAUCGACAAUGUCCUCCUCCAAGCAACGACGGAGCUAGACUCGUGGCUCACAGAAGUGAAGACCCCGGCGAAGGCCGAUGGCCCUAGGGACAUCCGCGAUGCUCCAGGCCAGGGGGCUGCUGUGCCCACGCCAAAGAAAGGUGUGGAGACACGAGAUGGCACCCAGGCAAACACCAUCAAGGAUUUACCUCGCGCACGCUACCAAGCUACAAUCGAAGACGUGCCAGACGCUGGUGACGAGGAGGACUCACUAUUCGUCCCCCAGUCUCCAAGCCCAGGUUCAUCCGGGCUGAGUUCUAUGAGCGGCUUCACCGACAACCUGAUUGCAGAGGACCUCAAGCCGGCGAAACCCGCAGUGGGAGGCGAUCCCAAGGGGAAGGCUCCAGAACAGAAACUCCGCCAGCCGGAAGCUUCUCACCAACCACAGGCUCGGGGACCAGAUACCCAGAGCCCAGCCGACCCCAAGCCAAAGCCUCCACGGCAACAGGAUCGCGUCUCAGUGAGCGCGAAAUAUCGCGACGGGAAAAUCACCUUCACUCCCGCCAAUCCGUCAGCAGGCGCAAAGAGGCCUUCGGCGUCAGUGACAGACUACUUCACGCCCACAAAACAGCCUGCCGCCAAGAAAGCAAAGCACGCGUCCGACGCCGCCGCUCCCAAGCUGCCUCCUAUGGUGCCAAAACCGUAUCUCACAACGAAGAAUACCAUCAGCAUUACCGAGGUCAAUGAGGAUGAAUGCGUGCACCAUUUCGGCCAGCACAAAGGACUGUACGUCCUUCGAUGCAACAAGUUAGCCUGCAAGAACCGGGUCCGGGAACAAGAAGGCGCCGCUCGGAAAGUGUCAAGCCCGCGCAAUCUUGCCAGAAUGACAGUCUACUUCUCUGCCAACCCGCUCGACAGUGACCGCGCUCUUGAUCACUUCAAGGGACGGGGCCACGGAUUGCGCCAGAUGAAAGACAUCUACGAAAAGUACGCUGUCAGAGGUACUCACUGAUGCCAUCGAAGACCGCAAUCUCGGCAACCCUGCGGACAAGACGUCAUGCGUGAGGCUGGGCCCUGUCCAUGGCACCAAUCCGGCCGUUGAAGCCUCAAUCUUGAACCGAUGCUCGUCACCCGAGUUGGGCUCAGUUGGAGCUGGAACGUCGUCCA
Messenger RNA from Microdochium trichocladiopsis, 1459 nucleotides. RefSeq lists its product as uncharacterized. The coding region runs from base 60 to 1304 and encodes 414 amino acids. The record is from RefSeq and is a predicted model, not a curated record. The transcript has 3 exons. NCBI's taxonomy places the organism in Eukaryota, Fungi, Ascomycota, Sordariomycetes, Xylariales, Microdochiaceae.